AUGUCAAGGCGGAUUGCGUCUCAGGUGCACAAGCAGGCCUCUCGUCUCCUCCGCGAGGGCUACCUCAAGAAGGAGCCUGCUUGGUUCCAGGCCGUGCUCGAGCACCCCCCUCUUCCUCUCCCUCCAAAAGCACCACCUGCCAGAUCUGCCUUUGACCUACCUGUAGCUCGCAUAUCCGCUCACUCGCCAGCACCUCCGAAGAAUCAUCCUGCACCCGUACUCUAUGUCGAGGAUUCGAUACGGAGACAAUUCUUCCGUGACCACCCCUUCGAGGCCUUCCGCGCGACAACUCUGCUCGAGGGUCCUGCUAUCAAGGACGAGCAUCCAAUACGAGGGACGGAGUGGACAAGGCUGAGACAGCGGGGGAGAAAUCCUAGCCCAGAAGAUGCCGUCCGCUACGCUGCAAACCUGCACAUCCACCAUAAAGUGCCCUUGACGCGCGCGUACGCAUCUGCCGUCGCACAGUUCCGCGCACUUCGCACCGAGCAACACCUCGCUCGCAAGUUCGCGCUCAUGGAGGCGAACUUCUACGGCAUCAAGUUUGGUCCAUCGCAAGUAGAGAUUACAUUCAAUAAGGAGCAGAAGGCACUCGACUCCUGGGCGAAGAGCAUCGAGUUGCAUUCGGGCGAGAAUGCAGCCAAGAAACGCUGGAAGGCGAUCGUGGAGAAGGAGGGCCCGCCAGGCACAUGGACGCGGGGUCAGGAGUAUAUACGACUGUGGCAAGAGGACGUGCGCCCGACAUACGCUCCUUUCUUGGCAGAGCCCACCAUCACGUCAAGCGGUCUUGAAGGCGCCAUCAUGGAACUGCCCAAACCUAACACGAGGCGUAAAAAGUCGCUGCUCCCACAGGUGGAGGUUGACGCGAGAUUGGCGGACUUCAUGCACAUCCGAAGAUUGGUCUGA
Messenger RNA from Postia placenta MAD-698-R-SB12, 903 nucleotides. RefSeq lists its product as hypothetical. Gene Ontology annotation, molecular function: structural constituent of ribosome. Bases 1 to 903 code for a protein of 300 amino acids. Gene Ontology annotation, cellular component: mitochondrial small ribosomal subunit. NCBI's taxonomy places the organism in Eukaryota, Fungi, Basidiomycota, Agaricomycetes, Polyporales, Adustoporiaceae. The transcript is spliced from 2 exons. The record is from RefSeq and is a predicted model, not a curated record.